Molecule: messenger RNA, 615 nt
Organism: Entrophospora sp. SA101
Lineage: Eukaryota; Fungi; Glomeromycota; Glomeromycetes; Entrophosporales; Entrophosporaceae
Source: the annotation of a GenBank genome assembly
AUGCAACUCAAUUUAUAUUUCUAUUUGUGUUCAGGGCAACGAGGUGGUAACAAAAAUGAAAUUGAUAUAAGUGUAGAGAAUAUUUAUAACAUAAUGAAAAUUAUGAAUAUAACUCCAACGAUUUGGUUUGAUAAUGAAGACAGAAAUUGCAACGUAAAUAAUAAUGAUGAAAUUCAAAGUUCUGAAGAAAUUAAUGAUGGAUAUCCAAUUGGACUUCUUGAAUAUUUAUCAGAUGAUUGUCCAUCCACUGGAGAUCCAUUAUUACUUUUGAGUCAUGUACAGCUAAAUGUUCGCAAUGCUUUUGAUGAUGGACUGAGAGCUUCUCUGUCGAUUCGUAAAUUAAGUUCCAAGAAAUCAUUUUUUCCUUUCGCUGAACCAAGAUUAAAUUUAUUUGGUAAAAUAACAAGGGUUAACGAGAGUGAGGAGAAUGAUGUUAAAAAUUGUUAUCUAGAGAAACAUCCAAAAGCUCGUUAUUGGCUUCCUGGCAAAGUUCAUUCAUUUCAUUUCUAUCGAUUUAAAGUUCAAGAUAUUUAUUUUAUUGGAGGAUUUAUUGAAGAGAAACUAUAUCAUGAGACAACUCUAGAUGGUGGUUCUGAUGAUAUUUGUGAAGAAUGA